Cryphonectria parasitica EP155 is the source of this 2373-nucleotide messenger RNA. RefSeq lists its product as uncharacterized. The record is from RefSeq and is a predicted model, not a curated record. The transcript is spliced from 2 exons. Lineage: Eukaryota; Fungi; Ascomycota; Sordariomycetes; Diaporthales; Cryphonectriaceae. Bases 1 to 2373 code for a protein of 790 amino acids.
AUGUCACAAGAUCGGCAGCCUAACCUCCCGGAUGAGGUGGUCUUUCCUGAUCUGCAAAUCACUGCGGAUGGUCUCGAGGGUGUGGACUUCAACGCCAUACCUGACCCCGAUAUCCCUCAGUGGUUAAAAGAUGUUCUUGAGGCCAACACCCUCCUCGAUGCUGGCCAGCCAUUCACUCAGCCGUCACCACCCACAGACCAGCCACGAAGCAAUGCUUCUGUAAUAACAAUUCGCCGUAGCUCCGGCGCUGGCUCAAACCAGUCCAGGCUUUCCAUCACUGUCCAGGACAAGAAUGGCAGAAAGAGUUCCAAGGAGAUCAUUUGGGACUCUGCCUGGGAUGUUCUCCUCCAGGACUUCAAUGCCGAGAGCGCAGCGAACCAGCAAGCCGCUGCCUUGCCGCUGCCGGCCCAAGGACCUGUCGCUCCUCUAGAUGCCCUGCCACCUGCUACACUUCCGACUCCUAAGGACACUCCGCAGCUUCAAGGCAUAUCGACUCUGUCGGACCUUCUUGAACAUCAGACACUCCCACCUGGCCUCAAUGGUCUGGCAUUACCAUCCUGGUCUGAUAACCUUAAGGAAUUCCAGCCAUACCUCACACCUGUUGCUGCUGCGCCGUCCUCACCACCUCUGCUGAACCUUCUUGAGCACCAGCCACUCCGGCAGCUUCCACAAUCACAUGCUCCUCCUGUUCCUGUGGACCCUAUGCUUUAUCAGACCCCGCCUGCGCCGGGCGCUCAGCAAUAUGGGACGCCAGCCGCUCCACAGGCCCUAUCUUCUACUAACGCCUACAUGGGAUCAGGUGCACAGAAUCUUCAGCGGCCCCGAUCCCGAACGACGGCUUCACCGGCCAGGCAAGCCCCCCCGACGGCGAGAGCGAAUGCUCCGCCCAAGGGCGCAGGCCCUCGCUCAGACAAUUCUGGCCGCCCACCGCUACCAUCAACUAUCGCACCUUUUGUUAACCCGCAUCACAUUCCCCGGAACCACGGCCGCGUACCAGACAAGCGCGGGAUGAAGGAUACGACAAUUGCAAAUGAUUUCUAUUACUCCAUCAGUCAUCUUCCUGCGCUCACUUUGCCAUACAGCGGAAAAGUAGUCAACUACAGCGGGGUCGAGUUUGAGCCGAAUCUGCGAUUCACGGCCAACGAGUUCCUGGAGUACCUUGAGUAUGCGGCACAGCGGCCUGACAAGACCCGUCGUCCUAUCCUGCGCAUCCAGAUCCAACCCUCCCAGGCCAACCAUCGGUAUAUUCGAGGUGGCCAGAGCUUCAAGUGUCGUUUUCAAGGCUGCCCUGACAAACGCGGGACAAUUCUGAAAGGCCAGGUGCGCAUCUGCAUCCAGGAGUUUGAGGAUGAGAGCGGAGACUGGCUGAACCCUUACCACAAUGCAGGUUACAUGCACCUCUACUGCCUCGAGCAGCAGGUCAACCUAAUUGAGCUCUUCCGCGACCCUCAAGUAGUUGUCGUCCCUGAAGAUCGCAAGUUUGGCCACGAGCCUCCUGCUACCACGAAUCCGAAGGCCAACAACCCGAUGGCCCUGAACGACCUGGAGCAGGGUGUUAUAGAGGCAUGGGUUGAGGAGAUCGGUUCUAGGUGGCAUGCCUUCACGGCAACGUAUCCGGACCCUGUGACGCGCCCGCCUUUCGUGCUCGACGACAAGGAUCACUUGUUCCAUCGUCUCACAGCGGCUCAUCUCGAGAACCCCUCUACAAAGAUUAUUCAGCGAAAGAGGAAGCUCAAAGCUGGCGGUAAGUUGACCAACCAUCUGGACCAGUUCGUGGGUGAUGUCAGUAAGCAGGUCGAGACACAUAAGCGGAUGCGGGCCCAGCGAGAGCAAGGUCAGAACGCGCCGGCUGCUGUGCCUGAGCCUGAUCCCGCGCCCGAGUCGCCCCGCAAGAGAAUACGCACACAUGGUCCCACACGUGCUCAGCCUUUGCAGGCCCAGCCGUCCGCGGCACAGCCUGCAUAUCCGUUAAACCUCCUUGACGGCUAUGCUGAUGACCAUGCUAUAUACAAGGACAACUACGUGCCGCAGCAGCACAAUCAUGCGCUGCAGCGGGGCGACAACAUGCCGGUGAGCAUCCCUCGCGCUGGCAGUCAUCCCGGCAGGCGGGGCGCGGGCGCUUCACAAACGCAGGAGGCCGAGACCCCUAGACAUCGGGCGGCGCAGGCUGGCGUUCGGAAGUCACCUAGGCGUCGGUCGCCGAGAAUUCGGGCUGGUAAGAUCUCAGACAACGGUUCCCAGACACGAAGAAGCUCUGCCAAUGAUGCUGGCCGGGGCCCUUCCAGACGAGCCUCAGCGGUGUCGGAGACGAGCGAGAACAGCCUAGAUGCUCUCCUUCUUGACGCUCUUCGCCAGGAUGGCGCCGCUGAUUGA